Enterobius vermicularis (human pinworm) is the source of this 360-nucleotide messenger RNA. NCBI's taxonomy places the organism in Eukaryota, Metazoa, Nematoda, Chromadorea, Rhabditida, Oxyuridae. The record is from the annotation of a GenBank genome assembly.
GACUGCGAUUCUGAGCUUUGUGGAUGUUCAGUUGGGGCUGCUGUUUCUGCCUGUUCGGAUGAUAUUGGAGAAGGCUCACUGUUUCUUGUAGUUGUCGGUGCAACUGUGGUUAAGGUAAUACACUGUGUUUGCUCGUUCUCGGUUUGUGUUUCUGAGUGUUUGGAUGUUAUUGUGGAAGUGGUUUCUGCAGUCGAGGUUUCACCAAGGUCUGCGCUGGAGUGUGAGUAUUGUGUUUGCCGAUCUGCAGUUUCCGUUUUCGCAUUUUUUUGUGUUACUGUGGACGGUUGGCUGUUUAUUGCACUCCAUGGUCCAUCUGUGUUUGAGUUGGGGUUUGGAGUUGGUGAAUGUUCGGUUGUUUGA